Microdochium trichocladiopsis is the source of this 590-nucleotide messenger RNA. RefSeq lists its product as uncharacterized. The record is from RefSeq and is a predicted model, not a curated record. NCBI's taxonomy places the organism in Eukaryota, Fungi, Ascomycota, Sordariomycetes, Xylariales, Microdochiaceae. Bases 27 to 296 code for a protein of 89 amino acids. The transcript is spliced from 3 exons.
CCAGCAUUCGCCAAGGUUUUCCAGCAAUGAAGACGCUUUUCAAUGCGUGGGAAGGGCAACGAAUUUUAAACUGGGGUGAACCCGUCAUUCGUCCUCUGCCAAUGCGUUGUGUACCGAGCUUCAUCGUGUGUCGCUCUUCCUCGAUGACUGUUACCAGGCUUUCGCUCUCCCUCAACCAGAUUGACGAGUGCUACGAAGUCGGGUAUAUUAUAAGAGCACCACUCGGGCAUCAUACCCAUCACGUGCCUACGCACAGGUCGCAUAAAUGUGAUAAGAUCAGAUUUGUGCAGGACUGACAGAACAUUUCGCGGGAAAAGUGGCACCGUAGAGAUGUAGAGGUUCAGAGGUUCAGAGGUUUAGAGGUUUAGAGGGGCAGAGGGGCAGAGGGGCAAAGGCUCAGAGGCUCAGAGGCUCAGGGAUGUGGGCUCUUGCCGUUCCCCAGGUCUUAUCGUAGAGAGCCUAAAGCUUGAAAUGUGGCACGGCCAUUGUGGACCCCUAUUGUCCAUUUUCGGUAAUGUGAGAUCUGCAGAGCUAGUCCAGCCAGGCGACUCAAUUGAACCAAUACCGACCGCCGGACAAAACGUGAUAGU